AUGAAAUCAACUAGAUGCCUCAUCGUUUCCGGCUGUGCUUAUAGCACAGCCAAUCUGAUCAGAGCGCCGACGCCACUGGCCACAUUGACCCUCACAAUUCCCACCCAGGGCACAGCUUUUACCACGACGGUUUCAGGCUGCGAAGCUGACAAUACCAAUGUUGAUCCUUUUGCGGUUGUUGCUAUUCCAAAUGGCACCUUCUACCCUGGGACGCAGACGUAUUAUGUCCCUCCACAGGCGAGUGCACAGUCAAGCACUUUUGUAAAUUAUCAGCUCAAUGCGACAGAGGUAAUUAUCAUUACGCCGUUGGAAGGAACUUGCGCGCCUUUUCUCCCGCCCGAGACCGCGUCUGGUAGCGAACCCGCAUCUGAACCCACCGGUCAGCCUGAGUCCGGCAACCCUGAUGCAUGUCCCCUUGAGGGAUGUUCGAAGCUUGUCAAUCAGGGUGCUCGCAAAAUUAUCGAUGCGCUGAAUCAGGUGACAAUUCUUUCCCAAAGUCUUCAGGCCGCUGCAAAGCAAAUAGGACUCAAGCGGGACAACAAACUUGUGGCUCGGUACCCUCUCGGCGAUCUUCUGCGAGGUCUACGUAAUGUGCCAACCUUGCUUACGUCAAUAAUUCCUUAUGUCCAAAACACCCCAGCCAUUCCUCCAGGGUGUGAUAGUGACACGGUCGUGGUUGCUCUUAUCGACUUUGUUCGUGUACACCAGGCCUUGUUGCAAAUUCUCAUUGGUAGAUCGAGCCUCUUGUCUUCUGGGUCAAGCUUUUCUGGCCUUGGUGGCAAGGCAGAGGUCGACAAUCUGCAAGAAGAGUUCAAAGAGUACAACCAGCUCCAGGGGAGUGAAAAGUACCCAAACCCUUUCGGGGCUAUUAUCGCUGGUCUCCUACGUGGAAUCGAGUCUGUAGUUGACAACAUUGCGUUUGGCUUGAUUGGACUUAUUCCUACGCGCGACGCGUGUUUGAGACAGCAAAAGCUCAGUAUCGAUGGAACACUGAACGACGCCAUUGAAGCUUACUCUAGUUGA
Molecule: messenger RNA, 1023 nt
Organism: Pestalotiopsis fici W106-1
Lineage: Eukaryota; Fungi; Ascomycota; Sordariomycetes; Amphisphaeriales; Sporocadaceae
Exons: 2
Coding region: 1-1023 (340 amino acids)
Source: RefSeq, a predicted model, not a curated record